Molecule: messenger RNA, 1195 nt
Organism: Meloidogyne enterolobii
Lineage: Eukaryota; Metazoa; Nematoda; Chromadorea; Rhabditida; Meloidogynidae
Source: the annotation of a GenBank genome assembly
AUGCCACAUUCAAAUAACAAUUCCAAUUCUGAAAAAAUUCAAGUUAGUGCAUUGCCUCAAUCGAUAGAUGAAGGUCCUUCGCCUUUUGUGCAGCAAGAUGUUUCAAAAAAGAAGUUGGUUAUGGCAAAGGUCAAUUAUUUGGACGAUUCUCAAUUGAAUUUUCAUAUUCACAAAAAUGCUCUAGGCUCUGUUUUGUUAGACUUAGUGAUUGCACAAAUGGGUUUAAUGGAACGUGAUUAUUUUGGACUAACAUUUUAUGAUGACCAAAAAUUACAGCAUUGGCUAUAUCCUGACAAAAAAAUUAAAAAACAAUUAAAAGGUGUUCAAUUAGAAUUCUUUUUCAAAGUAAAAUUUUAUCCUCCUAACCCUACACAACUUUUGGAAGACUUUUCUCGUCAUUUGCUUUAUUUACAACUUCGAAAGGAUGUUUAUAGUGAACGUUUGCCAGUCUCAUUCGCCGCCCAAGCAAGUUUGGGAUCAUUAGUUGCACAGGCAGAACUUGGUGACUAUCAACCUUCUGAAAAUUAUGCACAACUUCUUAGUAGUGUCAAAAUAGCUCAAUUAACUUCUGAACAAGAGCAAUUUUGUAAUAAAGUUGGAGAUUUACAUAAAUUACAUAGAGGACUUACUCGAACAGAAGCAGAAUUGGCAUAUUUAAAUGAAUGCAAGUCUUUGGCUAUGUAUGGAAUUCAUUUAUAUCCAGCAAAAGACAGUAAAAACAAGCCUGUUCAAAUUGGUAUUUCUUCUGUUGGAAUAAGCAUUUUUAACGACCAAAUGCGUGUACAUCGUUUUUCUUGGGCUGGAAUAAUUAAAAUUGAAUAUCGUAAAAAUAAAUUUGGAAUUAGAUUGAAGCCUGGAGAGUUGGAUCAGUCACAAAAGAAGUCAACAACCGUGUCUUAUGCUCUAGUUGACUAUAAACAUGCUAAAUUGGUUUGGAGAUGUGGAGUUGAACACCAUGUUUUCUUUAGACUUGUUCAACCAGAAACUAAACACAAAAAUUCUUUUCUGAGUUUUGGUUCUGCACGUUUUCGUUAUACUGGUCGAACAAAUAUUCAAUCACAAAUGGUCUCACAAUUAUUUGAAACAAAUGCUCCAACAUCUGCUUCCCUUUCUAAAUCAAAAUCUGCAGAAAUGUUUAACUCCACAAAAACAACUUGCCCAUGUACAACCACUGGCUACUAGUACUGCUCGGAGC